Pyrus x bretschneideri (Chinese white pear) is the source of this 1397-nucleotide messenger RNA. Its product is annotated as peroxidase 24-like. The coding region runs from base 19 to 1014 and encodes 331 amino acids. The record is from RefSeq and is a predicted model, not a curated record. Gene Ontology annotation, cellular component: plant-type cell wall; plasmodesma. The transcript is spliced from 4 exons. Lineage: Eukaryota; Viridiplantae; Streptophyta; Magnoliopsida; Rosales; Rosaceae. Gene Ontology annotation, biological process: response to oxidative stress; hydrogen peroxide catabolic process. Gene Ontology annotation, molecular function: heme binding; peroxidase activity.
GGAUACAUAUCUUUGAUAAUGAAGCCCAGCAUAAAUGUCGUGUUAGUUUCUCUUCUUCUGCUCAUUGACGUUAUUAGCGUUUGUCAUGGCGGUGGUGGUGGCCGUGGCGGUGGGCUGAGUCCGGUGUUCUAUGACAAGAGUUGCCCUCAAAUUGAAAGAAUAGUGAGGAACAUCACAUGGAGCAUGGUUGCAGAAAAUUCUACCAUGGCACCGAAGCUUCUAAGGAUGCACUAUCAUGACUGUUUUGUUAGGGGAUGUGAUGCAUCAUUAUUGCUAGAUUCAAUCAGAGGCAACCCGGCGGAGAAGGAAGCAAUACAAAACAGUAAUAUUAGAGGUUAUGAGGUUAUUGAUGAAAUAAAAACCAGAUUAGAAGAAAAGUGUCCCGGCAUCGUCUCAUGUGCUGAUAUUCUUGCCUUGGUAGCCAGAGAUGCUGUCUCUUAUCAAUUUGGAAGGCCCAUGUGGCAGGUUCUAACCGGGAGAAAAGAUGGAAGAGUCUCCCUUUCGUCAGAGGCUUCAAUAAACUUACCCUCCGCAGGUGCAAACUUCACCACACUCAACCAGCAAUUUAUUGGUUUGGGGCUGAACAUCAUAGAUCUUGUGGCUUUAUCAGGAGCACAUACAAUUGGAGUGGCACAUUGCGCAGUAUUUCAAAGGAGACUGAACGUAACCGGAAAGGGUGACAUAGACCCUACACUUGAUCCAGAUUACGCAGAAUUCUUGAGAAAACAAUGCACCAACCCGGGCGUCGCGGUUGCACUGGACGCCAACAGCUCAGCUUCCUUUGACAGCCAUUACUUUGCGGGGUUGAGGCAAAACAAAGGCCUCUUGAGAUCAGAUGCUGCGCUGCUCACUGACCGGCGUUCGGCUUACAUUGUAAGACGUUUUGAGAAGUUCCCUGUUUUCAUGACCUACUUUGGGAAUUCAAUGAAGAAAAUGGGUUCCAUUGGAGUCAUAACGCGAGAAGAGGAUGGCGGAGAGAUUAGAAAGAAUUGCAGGGUUGUUAAUGCUAAUUAACUUUUAACUAACAAGAUUUUCAUCAUUUGGAAUAUAUAUUAAAUUCCAAUUUCUGUAAUGUCAUAGUUGCUGUAAUUUUUAUUAUAUUCUCCAAUGGAAUAAAUAAUUAAGCAGGGCUUUGUUUGCAACAGCUAAAAGCUAUACUGCAAAUUUUAUGAAAUCACUUGUUUUUUUUUUUUAGGGAAAAUUUGAAAUAAGUCCAAUUUUAUAGGCCACCUUUUGAAAUAUGUCCAAUUUUUAGUGACUUUUGACUUUUGAAAUAUGUCCAAUUUUUAGUUACUUUGGACCCAUAUCAAAAGACCUCUUUUUUUUAAUAGGAUAAUUUACACUAACUUCUUUUAAAUUAUGAGUAGAGAUAAGAUUUGAACUCAAGAUGUAGUGAG